Messenger RNA from Lathyrus oleraceus (garden pea), 3423 nucleotides. RefSeq lists its product as uncharacterized. The transcript has 4 exons. Bases 1 to 3423 code for a protein of 1140 amino acids. Lineage: Eukaryota; Viridiplantae; Streptophyta; Magnoliopsida; Fabales; Fabaceae. The record is from RefSeq and is a predicted model, not a curated record.
AUGGCUGAACAAGAACAAGAGAGCGCCCGAGUUAGAGCUGAACUAGACGAAAUCAAAGGAGGCAUGUCCCAAAUGCGAGAAAUGCUGCAAGCUUUAACCUUCAGGUUCGAGAUUCCACAAGCGACCGUGAUUUCAGAGACCACGGGCCCAGCAGUGGAAGUCCCACCUCAGAGGACGUUACCCUCAACCCUUCCUCCAUAUGGGCUACCUUAUGACUUCGUCCCCCGAGCGGAGGUGGUGUACGAAAUGGGGCAAUCUGUCCAACAAGUCGUGCCAUUACCGGUUUACACCGAAGCACGUCCAGUCAUCCAUACUGUGGUUCCACCAGCUGCCUAUGCUAGGCAUAUUCCUCAUUAUGAAGAUCAAAACCACAUGUAUCAGACUGUCGACUCAACCGUUGCUGGUGACGAAGUAAGGUUUGAGGAUUUCAGAGAAGUAAAGGAGAACAUGCAGCUCCUUGAGAAGAAAUUCCGAGAUCUAGAAGGAGACCACGUCUUUGGAUCAACUGCCAAAGAAAUGUGCCUUGUAUCCAGUUUGGUGAUUCCGGCCAAAUUCAAAACUCCAGACUUCGACAAAUACAAGGGGCAUACUUGUCCAAAGAGCCAUCUCAUCAUGUAUUAUCGCAAAAUGGCUGCACACGUGGAGGACGACAAGCUGAUGAUCCACUGCUUUCAAGACAGCUUGAGUGGGGCUCCUUCCAAAUGGUAUUUAAGUCUGGAUCAGAACAGGAUCAGGUGUUUCCAAGACCUGUCAGACGCAUUCAUAAAACAUUACAAGUAUAAUAUGGACAUGGCGCCUGACAGAAGACAGUUGCAGAGCAUGUUUCAGCAUGAUAAGGAGUCCUUCAAGGAGUAUGCUCAAAGAUGGAGGGAACUGGCUUCUCAGGUUGAACCCCCUUUGGCUGAGAAAGAAUUGGCCGAACUGUUUAUCGACACUGUCCAGCCUCAAUUCUAUGAGAAAAUGGUUGGAAGCGCUUCCCUGGGAUUCUCGGAGCUUGUGGCUAUAGGAGCUCGCGUUGAAUAUGGUGUAAGGAAUGGCAAACUGGCGGCUAUAGCUGGAACUUCAAAUGCUAAUCCAAAGAAGUUCUCUGGAGGGUUUCCUAGAAAGAAGGAAGGGGAAACAAAUGUCGUGACUGCUGGUCAAGGAAGAGCUCCUCCAAGAAGGAGGCCACAACAAUAUCCACCUCAACAAUAUAUUCAACAACCAAUUCCCUAUCAACCACCCAUGUAUCCCGUCCAGUAUGCUCCGCAACCAUACGUAGCUGCUGUGACGCCUGCGUUCAAUCAACAGCCUGCUCAGGCUUAUCAAGCACCUCCGGUUUAUCGACCAGUUCCAGUUCAACAACGUGCUGCGGCUCCUCCAGCUUAUCAACAAGCACCAGUAGCUCCUGUUUAUCAACAACCGAGAGCUCAAGCGCCGAGGCAAAAUGCUCAAAACCAAAAUAGGAGACAAGGGGAGAGGGCGACCUUCAAUCCAAUCCCAAUGUCGUACACUGAGCUUUAUCCCUCCUUGUUGCAAAAGGGUUUGGUGGUUCCCAGACCUAUGGGACCUCCACCUGAUCGUCUGCCUCCAUGGUACAACCCUAAUGCACACUGUCCUUUUCAUGAAGGUGCCCCCGGGCAUGACCUAGAGGGUUGUUACGCUCUAAAGCAUAGGGUUCGGGAAUUGAUUGAGAGCAAGAUCUUGUCUUUUAAGGACAUGGGGCCGAAUGUGAAGAACAAUCCUCUUCCUCCCCAUGGAGAUCCCGCGGUAAAUGCCAUUGAAGAUGCCUCUGCUGGUGUUACGGUUGAUAAGGUGGAUGAUGUGAAGACUCCUUUGGUGGCAUUCCAUGCCCAAUUGGUGGAAGCUGGCCUGAUUAAUGUAAAUCAUGAAAAUUGUGAAGAGUGUGCCACACAUCCAAAAGGGUGUCAGAUGGUGCGAGACAAUAUUCAAAACUUGAUGGAUGAAGGAGUGCUUCAAAUAUCCAGUGCUGUGAAGAACGAGGAUGUGUUGGUGAUUGAACCUUAUUUCAAUUUACCUGAACCAGUUGAAAUCCCAUAUUAUAGUGGUGGAGUAAUCUCGGUGAACAGUAAGUCGUUGCCUGUCGAGAUAUGUAUGCCCACGCCUUUUCCAUACGAGAGCACCAAGGUUGUACCUUGGAAAUAUGAGAUUACCGUUAUAGACAAGGUAGUUGAUGGAAGUUCAGACGCUGAAGUGACAGAAGCUGUAAAUGAAGACGUCACCAAUAUUGCAGGAAUGAGCAGAAUGACCCGUAGUGGUCGAAUCUAUACGCCCGAAUUCAACGUGACUCCUCAAGGGCCGACCAAGGAAUCAACAGUUGUAGCUUCCACUAAAGAACCCGAAGUGUUUCAAUCCGAAGAUGCUGUUGAAUUCUUGAAGUUGAUCAAGAAAAGUGACUACAAGGUUGUGGACCAGUUGCAUCAGACACCAUCUAAAAUCUCUAUUCUAUCUCUGUUAUUGAACUCCCAAGCCCAUAGGGAAGCUUUGUUGAAGGUGCUUGCUCAAGCUCAUGUAACACAAAGCAUAACAGUUGACCAAUUCGAUGGAGUAGUUGCAAACAUCACAGCUUGUAAUACUUUGAGCUUCAGUGGAGAGGAAUUACCUGAGGAUGGACAAAAUCACAACCGUGCUCUCCAUAUCUCGGUGAAAUGCAAAGAUGAUGCUUUGGAGAACAGUGAUUGGAGAGGGGCAGUUACCUCCACCCUACAUCAGAAAAUGAAGUUUGUAGUGGACAAUCAAUUAAUCAUCAUUUCUGGAGAAGAGGACUUUGUGGUCAGUCACCUUUCAUCCUUCAGAUAUAUCGAGGCUAAUGAGGACGCUUUGGAAACUUCUUUCCAAGCUCUUGAAAUAGCCAAUGCCACUUUUGUGGAGAUGAAGGACCCUGUUGGGAAAGCUUGUUCAUCUUUCGCUUCUCUGAAAAGCGCGAAGUCUAGCAUUGAAGGAGGAAACCCUGAAGGUUGGGGUCAACUUAUUGAUAUUCGUGAGAAGCAUGAUCGCUUUGGUCUGGGAUAUAUGCCUUUCGCUGUGAAAGGAGCCCGAGUCCCUACAAAGGACAACACCCAAAGCAUCCAGGAAGUAUUCCUCAGCACAGGAUUCAUCCAUGGAGAUCAAGUCAAUGCAAUUGAAGAUAGCACCGCAAAUGAAGAUGAGCCAUGUUUGGUUUACCGAUGGAUGACAUCUGAGGUCUUCAAGUUGAAGGGACUCUCUGAACAAUUCAGAAAUGACUAUAUCAUAAGUGAUGGGGAGAGACUAGGGGCAUGUAUGGCAAAGGAAGCUGAAGAGAAAUCACACCAAGAAGCUGAAGAAAAGGCAAGUCUGGAAGCUGAAGAGCAGGCCAGAAAGGAAGUCGAAGAAAAAGCUAUUGCUGAAGCUGAAGCUAAACCUAAGGUUGAUGUUGAAGAAGCAACACACAUUGCUGCAUAA